Molecule: messenger RNA, 798 nt
Organism: Fonsecaea erecta
Lineage: Eukaryota; Fungi; Ascomycota; Eurotiomycetes; Chaetothyriales; Herpotrichiellaceae
Exons: 1
Coding region: 1-798 (265 amino acids)
Cellular component (GO): cytoplasm
Molecular function (GO): oxidoreductase activity
Source: RefSeq, a predicted model, not a curated record
AUGUCUACUUCUCCAGAAGGCAUAUACGAUAUUGGGAUUGUUGACCCGGGCAUCCCUGUUGAGAACCCAACUCAAUCGUACUGGCUGUCAGAGCCCGGGGAAAUCAGCAAGUUGCGAUCUCCAUGGACUGAUGUCGCCGACAUGGUCAUAAUUGGGUCCGGAAUAACGGCAGUCAGUCUCUGUUCAACUUUGCUUUUGCAUCAACCAGAUCUUAGAAUCGUCGUUGUCGAGUCUCGAGAUCUGUGCUCAGGUGCAACAGGUCGUAAUGGAGGCCAUUGCAAGGCUAUGAGCCCUGGCGUCUGGUUUGAGCGCAAGGAAAGUCUGGGGAUCCGCGAAGCUAUCCGAGUAAUGGAAUUCGAACAUAGCCAUGUUGAUGAGAUAAAGGCGACUGUUGAGAAAUAUCAAGUCGAGUGCGACCUCAACCUCCUCGAGGGGCUUGAUGUUUACCAUGAUAUGCCAACUCUCAGCAGGGCGAUCUGUGCGCUCGAGGAUAUGCAAAAAAAUACCCCCAGUCUGGCAGCCAAGUAUACAUUAUACACUGAUCGAGCUGAGCUGAGCUCCAGAAAUCUCUCGGAGCAUGUGGUGGGUGCGAUUGGAAUGGCCGCGGCUUCCUUAUGGCCUUACAAGCUCGUCAUCUCCCUCUUCGAGAGGCUGAUCGCCAAGCACAAGCUCCUGGUUCAAACGAAUACCACAGUUACAGCAGUUAUCGAUGACGACAGAGAGACUACGCUGUUGUGCAAACUGACCGAGGAGCCAUCCGAGCGAGCCAUGUACUGCAUGCCACAAACGCCUGGUUGA